AGUUUCACAUCGGACGGCAAUAAGCUUUUGUUACUUUGUGACAAAUGGAGGGUCCUUAGCUGUCCUGCUCCCUUUGUGCUUCCCCUGCGAACUCUUUCUUCUACUCCGCGCAGAAACCAAAAGCUCUCUCAAGUGAUCUUCUUCUUCAGCUACUGGAUCAGCAAUCAAAAGCAGGUCUGCGAGAGACUGUUAGUUUGUAAUUCUGAUGUCUCCACCACUUGGUGUUGGGGAGGAGGGUCAGAGCAAUGUAACUUUUCUGGCCUCUUCGACCUCUGGGGAAAGUGUAUGCCAGAAGGGCUUAGAGCUAAAAGAGCGUAACUACAUGGGUUUAUCUGAUUCUUCUUCUACAGACAGCUCUGUGGUCUCUAUUGCAUCUGAUGAAACCAAAACUAGUUUGAAUCUAAAGGCCACAGAGUUAAGGCUGGGGCUUCCUGGAUCCCAAUCCCCUGAGAGAGAACGACAGAUCUCCUUGUUAAGCUCUGCACGACUCGAUGAGAAGACUCUUUUCCCUUUGCAUCCCUUAAAUGAUGGUCACUGCUCUUUACUUCAGAAAAAUGUUGUGUCUGGCAACAAAAGGGGAUUCUCAGAUGUCAUGAAUGGACCCUCAGAGAGCAAAUUUAUUUCAAAUUCAGAUGUAAACAUGAUGCUGUCACCUAGGCAUUCUGCAAACUUGGAUCUUAAAGCAGGUUCUACCCUCGAGAACCUUGGUGGCCCACCGGCUAAAGUGAAAGAAAUUGCAGCCCAGAAGGUGAUACAAGAAAGGUCUCAUGCUGUUAAUGAGACCCGUCCAGAUCCUAGCAACUCUGCAAACAACAACAGCAGUGCACCUGCACCCAAGGCGCAGGUUGUGGGUUGGCCUCCCAUAAGAUCAUUCAGGAAGAAUUCAUUGGCAACAACUUCAAAGAACAACGACGAGGUAGAUGGAAAAGCUGGGCCUGGCGCUCUAUUUGUCAAGGUUAGCUUGGAUGGUGCUCCUUAUUUGAGGAAAGUUGACUUGAGAAAUUACUCUGCAUAUAAGGAACUGUCUUCUGCCCUUGAGAAAAUGUUUAGCUGUUUUACGAUAGGUCAGUAUGGAUCUCAUGGAGCUCUGGGCAGGGAGAUGCUUAGUGAGAGCAAGCUGAAGGAUCUCUUACAUGGUUCAGAAUAUGUUCUCACUUAUGAGGACAAAGACGGCGACUGGAUGCUUGUUGGUGAUGUGCCUUGGGAGAUGUUUACUGAUACAUGCAAGAGGCUGAGGAUCAUGAAGAGCUCCGAUGCGAUUGGCCUAGCUCCCAGGGCCAUGGAGAAAUGCAGGAACAGGAACUAGUUAGCACUUAACACAAUGAUUGCUAUCCAUCCUGUGCCUUUGGGUUUCAAAUUCUGAGGUGGAGAAGACGAGAUUGAAGUUGGAGGGUGAGGAAUGAUAGGUUACUGGAUUGGGUAGGAAAUCAUGGAUAUCUGCUAUAUGUUAUGUUUUCAAUGUUUAUGAUUUUGUUUUGAUGAAUCUGUUCCCUGGUCACUUAAGUUAUGAAACUCAUAAGAGCUAGGUAUUUGGAGUCAAAAGUUUGAUCUAUUUUUAAGUGUGGAUCUGUUGCACUCACAACUGUUUGAUCCAAGUUCACGAAGGAGUCUUAGUUUGUAUUGUAAAUUGAAUUGUUCAUUAACUAAUCCGCUGUGUGAUUCUAUUGUGAAGGCCUUUUGUCCA
Messenger RNA from Tripterygium wilfordii, 1684 nucleotides. Its product is annotated as auxin-responsive protein IAA8-like. Gene Ontology annotation, molecular function: protein binding. Gene Ontology annotation, cellular component: nucleus. Gene Ontology annotation, biological process: regulation of DNA-templated transcription. The coding region runs from base 206 to 1306 and encodes 366 amino acids. The transcript has 7 exons. NCBI's taxonomy places the organism in Eukaryota, Viridiplantae, Streptophyta, Magnoliopsida, Celastrales, Celastraceae. The record is from RefSeq and is a predicted model, not a curated record.